Molecule: messenger RNA, 513 nt
Organism: Fusarium sp. VM40
Lineage: Eukaryota; Fungi; Ascomycota; Sordariomycetes; Hypocreales; Nectriaceae
Source: the annotation of a GenBank genome assembly
AUGGCGUCUGGAGCCUUCUUCAACCCCAGGGUUCUUCUUCUGACUGCUCCCCUCGUCUCAUCAAGCAUAACCCUCUGGUUCGCGCGCGACCAAAGCUUCUUCCUCUCCCUCUUAACCCAACCCCCGAUCGGACGCAAGACAGCAAACGAGAUACUCCCGGGCUACAUCGCCAACUUCUACGGCUCAGGCCCCUGGGCGGUCCUCACCUUUAUUGGCCUCACAUUCAGCACCUCCAUCGCCAACAUCUGGCGUGACCGUGCUCUGCUGGAGUCUCGCGGGUCGCUGGUCUGGUACGGCUGCUCGGCUGCCCUGGCGCUGGGUCAUUUGACUUAUGUGCCUGCCGUGGCGGGAAAGCUCAAGGCCCUGUGGGAGGAUAACUGUGCAGUGGAGGGGACGGAUGGCGUUGGGAUGCUGGAGAGGUGGGUGAGUGUUAAUAACACGAGGAUGUUUACUACUGAUCUUGGAGCUUGGGUUUGUGCUGUUGUGGCCAUUUCCAAGACGUUGUCAGUGUGA